UUUUUUAAGCUGUACUUAGGUUUCAACGGAGAAAUGUUGAAAACGAAGCGCGACAUUGCCGGCUCAUAAAUGAGAAGUCCAAACGCCACCCGUAUUAUAAAUCACUAAUAAAAACCACACAUCAAAAGCAACGUUUCUAUUUCCCUUGUUUUCUCAGCAAAUUUCUUUCCCCAACUUUCUCGCUCUGUCGACAAGUCCCAAGUCUUCUCCAACCGUACAACCUUCAAUAUUACAAUCACCCCCAGUUUGAUUCCACAGUCCUCCAUGGAUUCCCUUAAGGACAGAGUAAUAAUAAACGAAAGCAAAAGCAAGAAAAAGAACGACAACAACAACAACAACAACAACAACAACAACAACAACAAAUAUAGCAACAUGAACAACAACACCACCACCACCACCACGAAGAAGAAGAAGAAGUUCUUGCUGUGCUUUAAACCUAUGACCAUGGAUGGUCUUGAAGAGGAUCUUGUUUUCAAGUAUUUUGCUGUGGAAGAGAAGGAGGGCAUGUUGUUCCCCGUGAUAUCAAAGCCAUCUAUGGCACCGGAUGAAAAAGAAGCACAAGAAGAAGAAGAAGAAGAAAAAGGCGGUGGCCGGAGAAAGAAAGGCAGGAAUGUUAAGCUUUCGAAGUUUUUGAAAGCAGUUUUUACUGGGACUUUCUUGGCAAAGAAACUUAAGAAAGGAAAGCUUGGGGAAAGCUCCUUUCGAUCAGAAACCAUUAUUGCAGAAAAGGGUGUUAAAACCAUAAACUCGGUGAAUAAAGAUUCAUUGAAACAAGAUGAUGACAACCCUAGAAUAAAUUCAAAUAUUUCCUCUUGUUCACGUCGUUCUUCUGCGUUUACUGCAACCACCAUGUGUUCUUCAUCUUCUUCAUCAUCAAGUACUUCCAAUUCGAGGUCUAUGUCUCAACGAUGCAACUCGUUUGAAUCAACUUUAACUGGGUCUAAUAGUCAGAAUGAGCAGGACAAUAAUGGGUCUAAGCAGAGGCAGGACAAGAAUAAUAAUAAUGUCCAAAAACAUGAAAAAAGGAGUUGUGGUUUUUACAUUGGUUUUUGUUUGCCUCUUAUUUGUCUGUUGGUUUUGAUAUUUUGGGGUAAGAUUUUUGCAAUUUUGUGUACUUCAAUGGGGUUUUUCAUGGUUCGUUGGAGCAGUAGAUGUGCUUUGCCUAAAGUUGGGAUAAAGUCUUCGGAAUUUGACUCGGAUGAGCGUAAGAAAAAGGUCAUCAUGGAAGGACUGUUGAAAAGGGACCGAGCUCACGAAUUAUAGACUUUUUGAUAAAGGGGCAUGGCUCAUAGCUGAAUAUAUUAAAGUUUUUUUUUUUUGGGAGCUGCAUAAUUGUUCAAAAAAGUGUUUUGUAUUUGAGUUUUGUCUUUGUAUUCUUUUUUUUCGGACGUGUAAACAUUGUGCACUAGAGGUAUCUGUUUGUGUCG
This is a messenger RNA of Quercus lobata, 1427 nucleotides long. RefSeq lists its product as uncharacterized. The coding region runs from base 265 to 1263 and encodes 332 amino acids. The record is from RefSeq and is a predicted model, not a curated record. The transcript has 2 exons. Lineage: Eukaryota; Viridiplantae; Streptophyta; Magnoliopsida; Fagales; Fagaceae.